AUGGAAGUGGGAGGGGGUGGCAGGGUCAUGGUAGGGGUGGGUGGGGCUCAAAUUGGGGCUUUGGUGGAGCUCGAGGGUCUCGACCACCCCGUGGGGGAUAUAUGCCAUGGGGACGAGGGUCUGGAAGAGGUUUCAAUCAUCAUCGCAGCUGGAACCAACAUGACCGAUUUUAUGGCAUCACUGAACAAGAGGUUGAGCCUGCCCUUGAUACAAGCAUUGGUCUGUAACAUUGAGCUUACGAGUGAUGCCAUGAUGGAAGCCCACAUUGAAGGGACUCGACAUAUCAAGGCACUGAAUAUCUUGAAAAAGAGAACAGAAGGUAAGGUUGGUCUGGUGAACAAUGGAAUUGUUGCAACUGGGCCUCCAAAAGUCAAGCGCUUGCCUGGUUCCCCUGGUGCUCUUCAAAAGAAACUUAGGGAAACCUGUGAACCUGUGAUAGGGGCCAUGUACAUAGAGGAAGAUGUAAGCCGUUGCCCAGACCUAGAGCCAAAGUACAAAUGCACCUUGUGUGAUUUCCAAGGCUUCUACGAUGGAAUGUUCCGUCACAUCCUCAGCCUCCCUCAUCGAACAAAAUUCAUUGAAGAGGUGAAGGAGAUGAAGGGUGAGAGCACACCAGAGGCCAUAGCAGAGAUGGCCAGAGACAUUGAAAUGGAAGAUGGACGCAGUCUAUCCAAGAUCAAAGUAAUAACUGGGAAGGAGAGUGAACAUAACAAAACUGAAGAAAAUGAAUCAGAGAUAAUGGGAGAGAAGAGGAAAUCAUCACCUGAUCACCAACUUGCACCUGAACCAAAAAGGCAUCAUGGAGAACCAGAGCAGAGCUCAUCUAUAGUCACUCUUGAUGCCAAGGUUGAAAUGAAAGUGAGGGCAGCAUCUUGCUCAAGCCAGGUAGGGAAAGGCAAGGAUCGGAUGACAGCUGAGGAUCUUAUUUCUGCUCUGAAAAGAAUACAGGUGAAUGACAAGAAAGGGAGUCUGCUUGUCACACAGCUCCUCUCGGACUUCAUGAGGCAGCUGGAUAAGUUCUUCUCCAAGACACAACAUAUUUCUUCAGUUCAGUAUCUAAAAUGGAUAGAGAGUGAGAUUCAAAUGCAACUUGAACAGCAGGAGAAAAUGCUUGGUCUGAUGAAGCCCAAGGUGCCAACUGUGGAGGUCAUUGAAGCUUUGAAGCCGAAGAUUGGAGAUACAGGUUCAGUCACCACAGCCACCAGGACAUCAACAGCAUGGCCACCACAGCCAUAUGCAGCAUCCAUGGCUACAGCUGCAGCUGCCAUUGUCCUGUCUCAGAAAGAACAUCGAUCAUCUUCCAACCUGACUCCCAUUCGA
This is a messenger RNA of Darwinula stevensoni, 1320 nucleotides long. Lineage: Eukaryota; Metazoa; Arthropoda; Ostracoda; Podocopida; Darwinulidae. The record is from the annotation of a GenBank genome assembly.